GUUCAUUAUGUUUCAUAGAGGAGGGGAUGGUAAACCAAAGGGGUUUGGUUUUUCUGGUUUUUCAAUUUCUAAGAAAGAAGAGCAAGCUCCUAGUCAGUCUGGUUUAGGAGGAAUGCCAAGUGGUGGAUCCAGCAUUAUGCCGGGUAGAUCAUUUGGGUACCACACAAACAUUGGCAAGAAGAGAGCACGGAAUGAAGAUGAGUACUUUGAACAAGAUGAUGAUGAAGAUAAUAUGGCAUAUCAGCCUGCCCCUGGGAGUCCCGGGGAGGAGAAAAAUGAAGACAGUGAUGAAGAAGACCCCCUAGAUGCUUUUAUGGCAGAUAUUGAGACAGAAGUCAGGUCACAACAACCAAAAGAAACAUCAAAGGAGAAAGUUAAAGAGAAGAAAAAAGACAAAGGAGUCCGGGAUGACAUUGAUCAAGAGGAUGACCAGGAGUCUUUUUUCCGUUAUAUGGAGGAGAAUCCAUUGGCUGGCGUUGUUUUUGAUGAUGAUGACACAAUUAUAGAAUAUGAUGCAGAGGGGAAUCCCAUCAUCCCAGAGAAAAAUAAAAUUAUUGAUCCAUUACCACCAGUUGAUCACAGUGAGAUAGAUUAUGGACCAUUCGAGAAAAACUUUUAUGUUGAGCAUGAAGAGAUUAUCAAACUACAACCAAAUGAAGUAGAUGAACUGCGGAAAAAAUUGAGCAUAAGGGUAUCUGGUUUUAAUCCUCCCAAACCUGUGUCAAGUUUUGCUCACUUUGGUUUUGAUGAAAAUUUGAUGAGUGCAAUUAGAAAAUCAGAAUUCUCUAAGCCUACCCCCAUUCAGGCACAGGGUAUUCCAAUAGCUUUGAAUGGGCGUGACAUUAUAGGAAUAGCCAAGACUGGCAGUGGUAAAACAGCAGCCUUUCUGUGGCCAUUACUGGUCCACAUCAUGGAUCAACGGGAGCUAGAAGAAGGGGAGGGACCUAUUGGAUUAAUUCUGGCACCAACCAGAGAACUGUCUCAACAGAUUUAUCAUGAAGCUAAGAAGUUUGGUAAAGUAUACAACAUCAAUGUUGUGUGUGCCUAUGGAGGUGGUAGUAUGUGGGAACAGACGAAAGCUUGUCAAGACGGUGCCGAGAUCAUUGUGGCAACACCAGGCCGACUGAUUGAUUUAGUAAAGAAGAAGGCCACUAACUUAGAGAGGGUGACAUAUCUCGUAUUUGAUGAGGCAGACAGAAUGUUUGACAUGGGAUUUGAGCCCCAGGUGCGGUCUAUAGCUAAUCAUGUCCGUCCAGAUAGGCAAACAAUGUUGUUUAGUGCAACAUUCAGGAAGAAAGUUGAGAAACUUGCACGAGACAUUCUACUGGAUCCCAUCCGUGUUGUACAGGGUGAAGCAGGGGAGGCUAAUGAAGACAUUACACAGAUAGUAGAAGUCCUGCCACUCGGUCCCGCUAAGUGGACUUGGCUGAUCAAAAGACUUGUAGAAUUUACAACAAUGGGCAGUGUGUUAAUUUUUGUUACCAGGAAGGCAAAUGCUGAAGAAUUAGCAACAAACCUUAGGGCACGGGACAUGAAACUCGGUCUUUUACAUGGUGACAUGAGCCAGAUGGAGAGAAAUGAGGUCAUCACGACAUUUAAAAAGAAAGAAGUACCAAUAUUAGUAGCCACAGAUGUAGCAGCCCGUGGUCUUGAUAUUCCUUCCAUUAAGACUGUCAUUAAUUAUGAUGUGGCCAGAGACAUAGACACACAUACACACAGGAUUGGACGAACAGGCAGAGCAGGAGAGAAGGGUUUCGCUUACACCUUGGUGACAGACAAAGACAGGGACUUUGCCGGACAUCUUGUUCGUAACCUGGAAACAGCUGGACAACACGUCCCACAUAAUCUGCUAGAGAUAGCUGAAAAGAAUCCAUGGUUCAAGAAAAUCAGAGGCAAACAGGGCGGUAAAGGAAAGAAAUUAAAUCUUGGGGGUAAAGGCCUCGGGUUCAAGGAAAGGCCAGGAUUGGGGGCAGAAAGUAGUACCAGAGUACAAGAUUCCACCAGUCUUGGGAGUUUCCGAGGAAUUGGGUCUUCAGCGGGACCUCAGAGUGACCGAUUGGCAGCAAUGAAAGCUGCAUUUUCUGCUCAAUUUAAAUCCAAUUUUGUGGCAGCGGAGUCCACAAGUAUGCCGAAAGUGGAACCAGGAAUAUACAACCCCAUCAACAGUAGCAGUAAUCGCAAGAAAAAGAGUCGGUGGAAUUAGGUCAUUUCAAAAACCAAGAAGAGGGUCAUCUGGAAUGUGGAUGAAAGUAGUUCAUUCCCUGUUCAUAUGAUGUAAACUGAAUAGACUCGGUUUUCACCUCCAGUGAAACAAUAUGUAUUUCAUCUGAUCCUGGAACAACAGUAUCUGUUCAAAAAUGUGAAUGGCAGUAAAAUCUAAUUAUUUUUUAAAUGAAUGGUUAACAUAUAUUGAAUGUGGACUGGUAAUUUUUACUGUGGUUUGGUUACACCAUGCCUUGUUAUUGGACUUGAAGAAAAUGUCUGAACUGAAAAUUUUUGAUUUUCUGAUAUAGAAUUAUCUUUUUACGAACACUGUUUAACACAUAAGUGGCGGGAGAGAGAUUUCUUCACAGUUAUGUAUACACCGUUUGAGUUGGUUUGAAUUAAUGUUGAACCUGUUAGUUUUGCUUGAAAUGUGAAUUUUUAAAUUUUACAAAGUGGAGAUAUCAUCUCCUAGCAUUAACACAUUGAUCAAAAGUUGAAGCCAUUAAUUGUAAUCAAAUUGAGCUUUCAUGAAGUACAGUAUAUUUGUAUUUAUUCAGAAUUAAAUUUUUAACAUUUUGUUAUGUCAAGGAAAAAAAAUCCAAAUUGUGCUUGGGUCCUUAUUUUUCAAGGAAAUCCAAUCUGCAUUUUUUUUUUCCAAAUCUUGAAAUGUGCCGAGGAGUGGAGAACACUAUAAACUUUCUUAUAAUUUCAAGUAAAUGUGUGUUAGCAAAUUCUCUAGUUACUUUUGUUUAUUUAGUAUUCAUCCAGUGUCCAUAGUACAAAUUUUUUGAAUGCUUUUCUCUUUGAUGUUUGUACACCUUAAGAUCUGACAAAACUUAAAAUAUCCUCAGAAAUUUAAUUAACAGGAAAGUAAUGGUGUUCUUAGUGAUCACAUGGUUAAUAAAUUGAAAAUUGACAUUUUUUAUUUUCACAAAAUUUUUAAUUUUUAGAUGGAAUCACUUAUUUACUGUCAGAUGAAGUCUUACUUCAUAAGUAUUGAAAUCAUACAAAAAUCUACAACAGUUAUGAAGUUUAUAAAAUCAUGAAUUUGACUGCAUCUUUUAGUACUGAUUCAGCACUUUGCUGGUACACUAAAGACAAUUUUUUUUAAACAAAAUUUUGAACUUAUAAGUCCUUACUACAGGAGAAACAGUAAGUACUAAUUCCUUUUCAAAUCUUUCACUAAUUUGAAAAUGAAUUGGAACUCUUUUGUAUUAAGUCUCAGUAUCCUUUUUCACAAAAAUUCUUACAACUAAUAUUAAAAUUUGACAAGUCUGAAAUUGCUUUCUAAUAAAGACAAUUAUUAUUUCUGAAGAAUAAUUCACAGAAUAUUGUAAUGUAAUAGAAAUAUAAGAUUUUUUGUAAUCUUCAACAAUUAAGGAACGUAUAGAAGAAUUGGAAAAUUUUAAUCUUUAAUAGUCGUAAGAUUUUUUGUGAAAGGGGCUACUGGAUUUGAUAUACCCGGUACAUGUAAUAAACCCAACUUUUUGCAAAUUUGAUUUAAAAAUAAAGUUUAAAAAUUACUACAUGAUAUAUUUUGGUUUUAUUUCAGCAGUAAUUUUUUGUAUCUUUUUUGGAUAUGAGAGUCACUGAAUAAAUAUAUUCGAGAACUAGUUUCUUUUGCAAAAAAAAUUUUUGAUUUAUUGAAAUUCAAAUUUUGGCAACCAUAUUUUAAUGAACUAGGUGUGAGUGAGAGAUUAUUUUAUUAGAUGAUAUGCAGCUUAUUAAUGAAGGAAGUUUAUUUGAGAGAAAUGCAUUUCAAUCUUUCAAAUAAAUGCAGUAUUAUAAAACAUAAA
Messenger RNA from Saccostrea echinata, 4001 nucleotides. Its product is annotated as ATP-dependent RNA helicase DDX42-like. Lineage: Eukaryota; Metazoa; Mollusca; Bivalvia; Ostreida; Ostreidae. The record is from RefSeq and is a predicted model, not a curated record. Bases 8 to 2203 code for a protein of 731 amino acids. The transcript has 20 exons. Gene Ontology annotation, molecular function: ATP binding; nucleic acid binding; RNA helicase activity.